CAUUAAAAUUUGUUAUAAUCAUAUAUAUAUUAUAGUAGAUAUAUAUUUAAUAAAACUUCGAUAAUCGAAAAAAACACACGUUGAAAUACAAUGCUGGCAAGAGUUUAAUGUGGACCUUCUUAAUUAUGCAAUUAUUCUUUCAUUUCAUGUUGGCAGAAGGCAUUAAAUUUUCUUCAACUUUAACAAAUAAACGAGAAAAAAAAGAAUGUCUGCAAAAAAAAUUUUAAAAUUCCUCUCAAAGAUACCAUUUAUUUGAUACUAGUUGUAUUAAUUAUUACUCAGUUUCUAGAUUGUGUGCGCUAUAUGUUUCAAUUAACAUUAUGCAUAUUAAAACCGGAUAUUGUUCGCAUACCUCAUUUGUUUAAUGAUAUAAUUCAUUUACUUUUACAACGUCAAUUUUUAUUUGUUAGAUCAAAACGUUUACAUUUGACAAAAGAGCAAGCAUGUGAAUUUUAUAAAGAACAUCAAACAAAAUUUUUCUACAAUCGACUUGUUUAUUACAUGCAAAGUGGCCCAAUAUCGUGUCAUAUAAUUGGACGAGAAAAUGCUAUUCAAGAAUGGCGUUCACUACUUGGCCCGACAAAAGUUUUUAAAACAAUAUUUGAAGCUGGAAACACAUUACGUGGUCAGUAUGGAAUAACAGAUACAAGAAAUGUUGGACAUGGUUCUGAUUCAAUUGAAACAGCUAAACGUGAAAUUGAAUUCUUCUUUCCUGAAUUCAAUAUUGAUCAAUAUCAACAAUGGGAAAAAUGUUAUACACAAUUAAAUAAAUUGAAAUUUAAUUAUGAAACACUUGAACAUGAUUGUAUAUAA
Molecule: messenger RNA, 813 nt
Organism: Didymodactylos carnosus
Lineage: Eukaryota; Metazoa; Rotifera; Eurotatoria; Philodinida; Philodinidae
Source: the annotation of a GenBank genome assembly